AUGGAUGAUUCGAGAGUGGCAAAGUGCACCUAUGGUGGUGGAACUUUAAUGCUUAUUUUGUCUUCAACUACUACUUUUGAUUGGCUGUCCAACGAGUUGUGUAGUAGGUUCAAGCUGAAGUUAGGUCAUUUUGAGUUGAGGUACUCUUAUACGGAUUGCUCCAAUUGUUUAUUGGAAUUGGAUGAUGAUUUGAAAAUCAUGUUUAUGGUAUGUGGACUGACGAAGGAUCAAUUAAUUCACAUUGCUGUUAGGGAUAAGGCUGUAGUGAAUUAUGUUCAAACUGUUAAUACGAACAUAAUUGCUUCUCCUUUUUUGUUGGAGGCUGUUCCUAACAAUUACAGUUUUGCAGAAGAUGAGGAUACAUGUAAAUAUUCAAUUCAAACUGGUAGUAUUGUUGAUUCAAAUGCAGCUUCUUCUUCUUCUUUGAGUAUGGAUUUUGAUGGUAUUAGCAGUGAGUAUGGAAAUGAAUAUUUAGGCAAAUAUGGUAGUUGUGGAGGUCGUAAGUAUUUGUCUACUGAUUGGGAGGGUUAUAUUACUCAUGAGGGUCAGAAGUUUGAGGGUGGAGUUUGUGAAUUCCGUGAUAAGUUGGCUAAGUACUCGAUUGAGAAUGGUUUUAAGAUGAAAUAUUUGAAAAAUGAGCCUCGUCGUGUUACUGCUGUGUGUGCUAAGAAGGAAUCAAAUGGCUGUGAGUGGCAUGUGCAUGCUGUUAAGUCGAAUAACUUAAAUAAUGCACACAGUUGCAGUGGUUUGAUCCGUGAGAAGAGAAAUAAGGCAAUGGGGUCUCGUUUGGUGUCUUCAAUUGUCAAAGAUAAGGUUCGUAGCAAUCCUUUGGUAAGGCCUAUUGAGCUGAUUACUGAUUUGAAGGAGAAUUAUGGAUUGGAUAUCCCUUAUCAUGUUGCGUGGUAUGGGAAGGAGUCGGCUACUAAGGAUUUGCAUGGUGAUGAGGAGUUGUCUUAUGCUCACCUGCCUUGGUAUGUGAAUGUUUUGAAGGCCAGCAAUGUCGGAUCUCAUUGUGUGCUUGACUGUGGCGAGGAUGGUUCUCGUUUCCAGCGGAUCUUUAUAUGUUUUAAGGCCUCCAUUGAUGGUUUUCGGUGGUGUAGGCCUAUGCUGUUCAUUGAUGGUACUUUCGUCACAAACAAGUACAAGGGUACUCUUCUAGGAGCUACUGCAAAGAAUGGAAAUAAAGAAGUAUUCCCUUUUGCCUUUGCGAUUGUAUCUGGUGAAACUGUGGAUAAUUGGAGGUGGUUUCUGCAAAGGAUAUCUGAAGUCUUGGUUGAUGAAGGUAGGCAACUUACAUUCAUUUCUGAUAGGCAUGGUGCUAUUAUCGAUGCUGUUAGGACUGUUUUUCCUGCUUCUCCCCAUGGUUUUUGUCUAUAUCAUUUGAAAGAGAACUUGAAAAAGAAGUAUCCGCAUGCUGUUGGUUCCUCUUUCAAGGAUCAUAUUUUAUGGCUUUUUUGUAAGUUGUUGUAUGCACCGACUGUUGAGGAAUAUCAAGAUACGUAUGGGGAGGUUAGUAAUGCCUUGUCCGAGUCGUUUAAUUCAUGGAUUAAGGAUGUGCGUAGGCUUCCAAUUUAUGAGAUGAUUGACACUGUUAGGAUCAAAAUGAUGGAGAUGAUUUCUAGGAGGAAGCUUGCAUCCGAGAAAUGGAGUAGUGUUUUGUGUCCUGUUAUUGAGGAUGAGUUGAAGAAUUUAGCUGCAAAGGGUCGUCAUUGGAGGAUAUGUCGCGCGAGUGAAUCUGUUUUUGAAGUUCAUGCUGAUUUGAGUGUUAUGGUCAAUUUGGACGAGAGGUUUUGCUCCUGUUAUCAGUGGCAAUUGCUUGGGUUUCCGUGUCAGCAUGCGAUUCAAGUUAUCCAACAUUCCGGGUUAUGUUUGUACAACUUUGUGGAUGAGUAUUACAAGGCAGACUUUUAUAAGGCUACUUAUGCAACCCCUAUAUUUCCCAUACCUGAUAUUGAGAAGCCUCCUCCUGCAGAUGUUUUUCUUCUACCUCCUCAUACAAGAAAGCCUCCGGGACGACCUCCGACAAAGCGCUUCAAGUCAAGCAGUGAAACUAAAAGGCAGGUGAAGUGCAAGAGAUGCGGUUCUUGUGAUCGUCAUAAUAGGAGGACUUGCAAGGUUCCUAUUUGA
Prunus armeniaca (apricot) is the source of this 2127-nucleotide messenger RNA. NCBI's taxonomy places the organism in Eukaryota, Viridiplantae, Streptophyta, Magnoliopsida, Rosales, Rosaceae. The record is from the annotation of a GenBank genome assembly.